GACACCUGCUGUUAGGUUGCCUCUUUAUGUGUUUGCUUUGGAGCUUAAUGUCCAUUUUGAACCUUUUGGUGAAGACACAGAAGGGUGGGAACUUUAGUCUGUUUGCACAAUUUAAGUGUGCUGCAGUCCGUUUGUACCACUGGAAAGUUUGUUGGCCUCGAACUGAGAGGCUUUCAGCUGCAUAACUACUGGAAGAUAACGAGUUUCGAAGUCACUCUUGGCUUUAUACCAUUUAAUUAGUGUUUUCACCAACUAUACAUCCGUAUUGAUAAUACAUGCCUGACGGUAAUAUUUAAACUUUUCUACUGUGUUUAGGCACACACACACACGCGCGUUGCAAAUACAGUGUUAUGGAUGUUUGAAGUAAUGGGCGGUUUUGUGCUCUUGACUGGUGCGCUCAUUCGUCGGUUGGCGUUGGUAACGCCGCACAGGGAGCUGCUGAGACACCCCUGCCCCCCCUCCAACGCCACCUCCACCACAAAGACCAGCUGCCGCCCCUCUCUUUUUUUUCUUUUCUUUUUUUCAAUUUCAAGCAGGGCAUAUUACUUCCCCUCAGACUUCUCCUGACACAACCGAAACAGCGUCUAUAGCGAGCAGCUGCGCAGAAAAGACCCCGCUCUCCGCAUCCUGCGCUCAGCCAACGAGAGCCGGCGGCCGCUUGCAUGCAACCCGUCUGCGCUGAACAGACUGCAGGCUCGUAAAGACGAAGCGGAUUUGAAUUAAGCACCGGAUAACAGACAGCAACUGUGCAUCCUUCGGCGAGGGAGGGAGGUAGAGGGGAGGCAACUGUUUUGUGUCUUGGAAGCCCUGUGUUUGGAGGAGAGGGGGGAGGAGGAGGAGGAGGAGGAGCGGAGAAUGAGCUAUUCUUGUACCAGCAGAGGCAACAGCCAGGACCCAUCAAGCGCUAAGAAGCCUGCCGGUAAUAAUCCCGGCAGAGACACCGCAGGCACGGACAGCGGCAGUAGCGGCAGCCCGAAGCAAACGGCGGCGAUGAAAGUGAAGAAAGGCUGCAACUCGACCGACGUGGGGGUCCCGGUGACCACGGAGGAGGACCUGCUCGCCAGCGCGGUCAUCACUCCGGAGGAUGUGCUGGGCUUGCAGAAGAUCACAGAGAAUUAUCUGUGCACCCCAGACGAGAACAUUUACAACAUUGACUUCACCAGGUUCAAGAUCAGAGACAUGGAGACCGGCACAGUGUUGUUUGAAAUCACCAAACCUCCAUCUACAGACAAAGCAGGGGAGAAAAGGGAUGUCGACCCAAACGCCGGCCGAUUCGUCCGUUACCAGUUCACCCCCGCUUUUCUCAGACUGCGGCAAGUUGGAGCCACUGUUGAGUUCACGGUUGGAGACCUGCCGAUAGAAAACUUCAGGAUGAUCGAGAGACAUUAUUUCAGGGAGAAGCUGCUGAAGAGUUUUGACUUUGAGUUCGGCUUCUGCAUGCCCAACAGCAAGAACACGUGUGAACAUAUCUACGAAUUCCCACCUCUGUCUGAGGACAGCAUCAGAGAGAUGAUCCUGCACCCGUAUGAGACGCAGUCCGACAGCUUCUACUUUGUGGACAAUAAGCUGGUGAUGCACAACAAGGCGGACUACUCGUACAACGGCGGGACAUAGAGGCGGCACACUGAUGCAAGAGGCGGGUGGACCCACGGACUGACCUGAGGGACGAUCAGAGUACAUUGGUGGAGUCAACAUCCUGUCAGCCCAGUAGCCUCUCUCUCUCUCUCUCUCUGUCUCUCUCUCUCUCUCUCUCUGUCUCUCUCUCUCUCUCUCUGUCUCUCUCUCUCUUCCUCCUGCUGAGAGAAUACCACCCAGAAAAACACAGACAUGUCAGUUACGCUCUGUGUGUGUCUGUGUGCGUAAGCAUGUGUAAGUUUGUCAGUGCCUAAAAACAAAGGCCAUAUGCAGCACACACACAAACACACACAGGUCACAGAUUGGUGGGUGUGACAAAGUGCAACACGAUAAACCAGCAAGUCAACGACUUUUUAGGAAAUGUCAGAUGGUUCUUCACUCUCUGGCCGUGUCAUGAAGUGAAAAAAAAUAAAAACAACAAAAAAAUCUUUAAAAAAUUCAUAGAAAAUAUUUUUUUCAUUCCUGUACAUGUUGGGUUUUAGGAACAGAUCAUCUAAAAUGUGUGUUUUUAGGACUUAAAUAACAGUUUUGAGACAUUAUUUCUCAAAUUCAGUGAGUGUGUGUAUGUAUUAUUGAGUGUGUGUGUGUGUGUGUGUUUAUGUAUUUUGUAUGAUUGUCUGUGUGUCUGUAUGUCAGUUUGAAGCAUGACUACUAGUCUGGAAUAUAUAGAUAUAUAGAUAUAUCUAUAUAUCUAAAUGAUUUAAAUGUCAGUAAUGUGAUUAUAUGGUUUGCAAAGGCCGAAUAGAUUUUCAGAAACUCUUAGCACAUUUUCUACACAGUAGGGACCUAGAUGGCCUAUUUCCUGUUUCCUUAUCCCUUUGUCCCUUUUCUAUUCCCUCAGUUGUGUGGCCUGUAUUUAUACCUUAGGGCAUAUGUGUCUUUGAACAAAGCACAAAAUCUCUACAGAGCCAACAAAUAGGGAGGCUCAUCUGAUAUGACCAUUAACGUACUUUGUCAUCCGUGUACCAAGUGUACUUUGCCGGCCACAUGUUGAUUUCUUUAGGUGAUAAGGACGUUGUUAAAAACUUGGAUUGGUUGUAUAUGUCCACGUUAAAGUUUUGCUGUUUGGAAACUCUUCACAAGAGCAGGAAAAAAAAUGUUUUUCAGUCAGAACUGUGUGGCAGAAAAAAGAAAGAUAUGGGAAUGUAGCAGAAGUUGUUUAAAGAACAAAAUCCUUCUAAUUAUCUCUAAUUAUGUUUUUUUUUUUUUGGUUUUGUUUUGUUUUGUUUGUGUGUAAUGUAAUGUUUCUCUCAUACGUUUCUAUCACAUUUCAGUGAGUUGGGACCUGAGUGUGUUGAUCUCUUUUUUGAGGGCGUUUGUUUUGCAGAUCACACCGUAAAUCAGUGACUGAACUGUCUUAGGAUGCCUCUAAAUUGUAAUAUGCACAAUUAGUUUUCUCUUUGUCUGUCUGAGACAUUCUGACUCAAACAGUGUCCAAGCAGGUCUUUUUUUCUUAGGAUAUCUACACAUACUCCAUGUUUGAUGCACAUGGCACAGUUUAGUUUCUGUGUUUGAUUACUUUAGUGAUUCUGCUUUAAUUGCAGUGAAUUCCCAUCUGUUAAAGCAAGUAUGUUCGCAUGCUGCAAAUUAUUGGAAAAUACUAGCUGAGCCAGGUCUGUCAAGAACUGCAGGCAGUUGAAAGGAAGGUACUUGCAUGCAAACUGAUUCAGAUUAAAAUCUGUGUGACUUUGGGCCUGCACAAGUUGCUGAUUGUGAGUUAAAGGGUGACUGACAAAAUAGCAAAUGUGCGAAAUAUCGUGAAAUGUCCAGUAGGAGACUCAGACUGAACUUUGUGAAUCAGAGAUAAACCCGAUUGACUUGAAUGUUAUGUCAAAAAUGUAACAAAGAUAUGUAGAACAGAUUUAUUUAUGACCGAUUGUGACUCGUGUACAAAUUAUUUUGAGCUGAUGUAACGUUUUUGACAAUUCAAAUGUUGGUUUUUGAUUGAACAAAAGUGAAAUAAAGAUUUAUGGGUCUUUUCUGAAAAA
Molecule: messenger RNA, 3623 nt
Organism: Scatophagus argus
Lineage: Eukaryota; Metazoa; Chordata; Actinopteri; Scatophagidae
Gene: unc119a2
Product: unc-119 homolog b (C. elegans)
Exons: 5
Coding region: 856-1614 (252 amino acids)
Biological process (GO): positive regulation of protein tyrosine kinase activity; visual perception; negative regulation of clathrin-dependent endocytosis
Cellular component (GO): intercellular bridge; centrosome; spindle pole
Molecular function (GO): lipid binding
Source: RefSeq, a predicted model, not a curated record